Sphaerodactylus townsendi is the source of this 1796-nucleotide messenger RNA. It is a transcript of the gene ASF1B, whose product is annotated as anti-silencing function 1B histone chaperone. Gene Ontology annotation, molecular function: histone binding. Gene Ontology annotation, biological process: DNA replication-dependent chromatin assembly. The record is from RefSeq and is a predicted model, not a curated record. NCBI's taxonomy places the organism in Eukaryota, Metazoa, Chordata, Lepidosauria, Squamata, Sphaerodactylidae. The transcript has 4 exons. The coding region runs from base 99 to 698 and encodes 199 amino acids. Gene Ontology annotation, cellular component: nucleus.
AAACCGGCUGCGCGCGGAGUGGGUUCGGUGUGGCCGGGGGCUGUUAAUUGCGCCGGAGAAGAAGAAGGAAGAGGAGGAGUGGGAAGGGGGAUUCUGUCAUGGCGCGGGUGACGGUGCUGGGAGUUUCGGUGCUGGAAAACCCAAGCCCCUUUAGCCAGCCGCUCCGCUUCCAGGUGCAGUUCGAGUGCGGAGAGGCUUUGCCUCACGACUUGGAGUGGAAGAUCAUUUAUGUGGGUUCUGCUGAGAGUGAAGAGUAUGACCAAGUUCUUGACUCUGUGCUGGUGGGACCAGUACCAGCUGGGAGACACAUGUUUGUAUUUGAGGCUAAUGCCCCUAACCCUGAUCUAAUCCCAGAAAGUGAUGCUGUGGGCGUUACGGUGAUCCUCAUCACCUGCACUUACCUUGGCCAAGAAUUCAUUCGCAUUGGGUACUAUGUCAAUAAUGAGUAUGUGGAUCCAGAACUAAGAGAGAAUCCACCCCUCAAACCAGACUUUUCUCAGCUGCAGAGGAAUAUCCUGGCGUCCAACCCUCGUGUCACUCGUUUCCACAUCAAUUGGGAUGGUCCUAGAGACCAAAUGGACAAUAUUGAAAAUGUGGAUCCAGAGGUGGAUGGCUUCUUGUCCCCUAGCUGUGACUACAUCAAAGGGUUGGCCCCAUCAGUGGGUCUUCAGCCGGAGAAUUCUAUGGACUGCAUGUGAUCUAAGCACAAGAAUCUAAGGAGCGGACGUGGAGAAGGGCAAUUUAUGAUUUUUUUGUAGAAACGCUGAAAGCAAAAUGAAUAAUGUCAGGCAACUGAAUUCCUAAAUGGUCUCUCUGAGUCAACAGAAAUUUCUGAGCCCUUAUCCUGUUGGAAUUUGACAAGAUGAUUUCCUGACUGUUAAGUCUGCAGUUCUGCUGUAGGGUUUUGUGCUUGAGACUGCACCUUCUGCUCUUGACAGGCAACUAGUGCAGCAACUGAGUAAGCAAAAAUCCUGUGUUUCCCCAUGUUUUUGUCAAAUCUGGAGCCCAGGAGUAAUGCACAGUGCCACAUUGCUCUUUUUUUCUUGAGAGUCUAGGACAGUAGGCACCUCUGUUUCAGGAGCUUGACUCUUUUGUUUUCAUUUCAUGCAAAGGAGAGCCUCAGGGACCUACGGCCAACAUAAUAGCUAGAUAUUGCAGCCAGGCCUUGAUGCCUUUCUGAAUAUCUCUUUGACCCAGUUUUGCAGUCAUUGUUCUACUGUUGCACUUAGCAUAAACAGUGAUGAAAUUCUCUUGUACUGGCUGGAAGCACAGGAGGGGCUGCUUCUUAUGUGAAGGGUAUUGUUGGUGCUUUUUCAAGCACUGAUUGUAGGCUUGCCCUAGCUGCCUAUCUUUGUACUCUAUCCCCCAACUGUAUCCUCUCCAGGGCCAGAACUGGCAGCAGUAGUAUCUCCUGCAAGCAGUAUCUAAAUUUAUAAAAUCCUUCACAGGUGCUCUUGUCUGGGGAGCACUGACCAUACCUUUCUCACAGGGUCAGGUUUGCUCUUCUGGCAUUUAGGCUAAUUUGUAGUUUCUUUCUACAUAUACAAAGUUCCUCUCAAAACUCAUUUCCAUUAAUAUACCUUUUUCUGUUAGAGCAAUGUUUACAACUUUGUGAUAGAAAAGCUCUUUUUCUGGGGGCCCCCACCAUCCAUUUCUUUACUUUCAGUGGCUACAUGCCCUGGUUCUUGGCCUAUUUUGCUCCCUGAAGUUACAGUGAUAUGUGCUGUGUACAGAUCUUUUAAUCAUUUUAUGUUGUGGAAUUGAUGUCCAAUUAAUAAAACUUUUGGAAGAAUUUA